Messenger RNA from Perkinsus marinus ATCC 50983, 7800 nucleotides. RefSeq lists its product as hypothetical. The coding region runs from base 1 to 7800 and encodes 2599 amino acids. Gene Ontology annotation, biological process: tRNA methylation. Lineage: Eukaryota; Perkinsozoa; Perkinsida; Perkinsidae. The record is from RefSeq and is a predicted model, not a curated record. The transcript has 54 exons. Gene Ontology annotation, cellular component: cytosol.
AUGUCGGAUGGCUCUGGGUCUUCUGGUCCAAAGCCUGGAGUGGUAGCUCAGAGGGAUGAGAAGGAUAUUAAAUUCAGGGAGCAGUCCGACUCCAAUGCGAAGGUUUUGAGAUAUGUUACGGACUUCCUUAUGAACCAUUCGGGCAAGUGGAUAGGAUUGGACAAGCUCAACCAUAAUCCGAAACUCGUUGGUUUCAUUGGUCAUCUCCUAGUGGGUUUGCCAGGCAUACACCGAACCAUGACAGUUAGAGCUGCUGAUGGCACGGAGAAGGAGAUAGGAUAUCUGGGUACAGAGUGGAUAGCUCAGACGUUCAACAUAAGGGAUUGGGGUGGCAUACCUAUGGUGCCUCGAGAGAUCAUCACUGUCACUAAGGAUCCUGCUGGGGAGGUGUUGGUGAAGUUAACCUCUAAUUGGACUACAACAAGGACAGGGUCUAAGCUCAUAGUGGUAGAGGAGGCCACAAAGGAGGGGCAUGGUGGAAAGGGAGUGGAGGAGGAGGGAAGUCUGCAUGGAAAGGAGGUGGAGGGAGGAAUCGUCAAGUACGGUGUUGGUAUCCCUCCUUUUAUAACUAUGGAGGGUAUUAUGGAUGAAGAGAGCCGAGUGAAGCAUGAGAGCCCAGCUGUGGAUUGGGAUGACGAAACUCCAGUGAAGGAGGGUGAUGGAGCUAGUCUUGAGGCUGAUAGGGAGGAUCCGGAACCCAAGAGGCAGCGAGUGAAGUCACCGAGUACCCAUCGGAAGUCCUCCCCGAAGUCGAGGGGGAAGUCCCCUGAUAGUAGACGGGGUCGCGAUCGUCGGUCCUAUAAUGCCUCUGUGGAGAGGGACAGGAGCAGAAGGAGGAAUAGAGGGUCUGCUUCUAUAGGGCGAGUUAAGGAUGAGGGAGAGAGCUGGCCGGAGGACCCUACGGAUGAUAGGGAGAAUAGGAACAACAGCGUUGAUACCCCAGCAUCAGCUAUGCAGCCAUUGCCGGACUCCUUGAGAGAAGCUAAAGUUAUAGCAGAUGAUCUACAGCUAUUCGAGCUAGGGUCAGAGAGGAAGCAGAGGGACAUGCGGGAUAUGCUUCGGGAGAUGAUACGGGAUAUAUAUCAAAUAUAUCGUCCUGAAAAAAGCUCCCAUGUCCAUUCCCGGUUAUUUCGGAAGUUUUCGGGGAGGGAGGAUCUGCUCUACCUCCUGGUGGCCAAUCGGUAUAUCGGCCGACCCACAUACCACGAGCGGCGUAGACGUAGGAUCAAGUAUAGGCCCCGACAUGAGCCCAAAGCACCGAAGUCGGCAGGGAUUGUAUCGGCAAAUUCCUCCAGGUCCUCGUCACGGACCCCUACUGCUUCACAGCGUAAUGGUGUGGGGAGGGAGGCUAGUGGGUUGGACAUGGGGGCACCGCCUGCUAAGGCCGUUGGAGAAGAGGAGAGUCCUGCCGUUCUACCUCCGGUAUUGCCUUUGAAUAUGCGCGUUACACCCGAAAUCAUCAAGUUCCUCACCAAGACCCGAUCUUGGUUACAGAGAGCAGUAGAGAGUCUAGUUCCGAAGAUAGUGCUGUUCGAUGAAGCUAAUGCCCAUCCUCUGGAUAUCAGAGUAUUGCAUGUUCUCACUAACUGUUGUAUGAUAAAGUUCCGACCAGAGCGGGCACCACACAAGGUCAUUGCCUGCCUGGCUGGAUACGAGCGGUGUAUCCCUACUAACCUGCCACAGGGAACGUCUGUCACCAACAUGAGCAUACCUAAGGUUAACGCCCUUCUAUUGAAGACCAUGAUGCGGGACCCUAUAACGGGUCAGAUCAACAAUGGCGAUCUAGCCUUCCGUGCCGUGUCCAACGAGCCAGCUAGUGAAGAGGAGCUAGAGGCAGCAGCGAUGAAUUGGCAAUCGAUAAGCGGUACCGUUAAUACUAUGAUAGAGGACGUACGACGUUGUGAACGAGCGUUGAAGCUCAUACAUCAACGGCAGGCCCCUCUCUCCAAGGAGUCGGUACGAAGGAUCGUGCUCAAUGGUAUUACACCGAUCUCUCUAUCCAAAGGGGACAAAGGGAGGGUUGAGGCACUGAGGGGGAGGCUAGAAGGACAGUUAGAGGCUACUAAGCAUCUACGAGAGUAUCUCGCUGCGGAGGAUAUAUCCGGGCAGAUAGUAGCGUUGAGAGGCUUGGCUGAGGCAGCUCCAAAUGAUGUUGAAGUGUUCUGGCUACUCCAUCGUCAACUAAGGGGCAUGCCGACUCACCCAUGGAGGAAGCAUCUGGCUCGGACGUGUGAUAACAUGCCAGUAGAAGGGAACGAUGAGGUCAUUAUGGGAUGGUAUAACGAUACCCUGCUCCCAGAGGGCACGGCCGUAGAGUCCUUCCUGGAGUCUACCCCUACCCCUCCUAUCCCAACAAAGGCCAUACAGUUCGUUAGACAGAUCGAGUUGGCUCUAGAGUACAACUUCACGAAGGCCCUUUACAAUGACGAUAUAGGCAUUCGUGCUAAUAGGAUUAUGGAGGUGCUCUUCGGUCGAUAUGCUUUGCGGCUUGGGGAAUCUGUUGGCCCCUCGGGAGAGCAGUCCGACUGGUGCCUCACUACCUUUCGUGCCUAUCUACAGAGUAUCUUGGUCCUCUCUACAAAGUCGGCUAGGAGGCCUGGAGAGUACCUUGGUUCUACUGCUGAGGUCUGCCAAGCCUGCUUGAAGAUUGCACUGUCGACUCAAGCACCUCCUGAUGUGACUACCCAAGCUGCACUGGUCUUAGCACACGGUAUAGAUGAGAUUAGGGAGAAUGAGGAGCUUAUGGACCACGUUUGCACCAUAGGCAGCAACAACAGCAGCUCGGCUCUACACCUACUCAAUGGUGUUGAGGCGUACACCUCUGUCUUGUUGGAUCGGCAUGCAGCACUGGAUACUCCUACCCUACUAUACGCCCUUCAGUCGUUGAUGGUACUAGUCAGUAGAGGCGAUGAAGGUCCGCUCAUGGAGGCGAGGCGUGUUAGGCAGAUGCUGCAAGUUUGUGUCACGCACUGGGAGCACCCUUCCCAUCUGGUACAUCAGCUUUGCGAGCAGCUGUUCGAAAUUGAAUGUCGCAAAGCAGGCGCGUCGGGUCCGGAAAAGCUGAGGAUCGUCCAGGACUCCAUAAGGGAGUUGCCAUUCUGCCGUGCCAAAUGCAAGGGUCUCUCCUUCCUUCUGCCUGUAUCUAGCGACGAUGCUAUGGAGAUGGCCCUGGAUAUGGUACCGGAUCUUCUCGAUACUGUGGCACGAGAGGGGAGCUCCUCUAGUGCGGCAAAACAACUCUUAGAAAGAGUGUGCUCAAUGGUCCCUGAGGGUGCUGCUGUCAAGUUCGAUGUCCAAGAGCGCCUCUUUGGCCCCAUACUGGCCCUCCUUGAUCGGGCUCAUCAAGAUGAGGGCAACGAUCUUAGUCAGGGCCUUGCGGAUACCCUUACCAAUAUACUCUCCAAGGCUCCACCAGGGCUAUUGACUUCGCUUUGGAAUACAGCAUUGUCUAGGGUUUCUGAGGAUGGUGAGGCUGGUACUCGAGGAGGAGGAGGUGACUACUCCAUCCUGGCCCUUGCUGGUCUGUUCCGGAAGUUGGGCCGAGCGGAGUUCACUGAGACGGGUUUAUCGCUGGUAGAACCAAAAUCAAAGAAGAAAAGCCGCAGGCACCAGACCAGCCAGGAAGAAGACCAGGCCUCGAUCGAUGAUGAGAGGAAGGGAGAGCAGUACGGUAGCCUGCCCAUCGAGACAUUGGAGAGGUGGAUGCUGUCAUCCGACAGUGCUAUAGCCAUCUCGGCCUUAAAGUUGAUGUCUACAGUGAAGAGCCCUGCUACUACUCCUAUCACCCCUGCUGAGGUCCGUCUGGUCUACCCCUUGUUCGUGAGGAACGGUCAACAGUUGAAACUCUCCAACCUAGCACUACGCCAACGGGCUACCUCGGCACUGAAGGCCUUCUUACAACGAUUACGCGAUACGUGGGAGAUGAAAUCACAGCAAGAGGAUGGCCCUGCUCUGUCGUCGAAGAGGUAUACCCCAUGGCUCAAGGAGCUCUUCCUGGACUACCUUAUUCCUGUCGCUACCAGACCCGGCUCGCCAUUAGAGAUAGCCUACCCUGCGGCUACAAUAGUCGAGCAUAUUUACAAGCUUUUUGGAAGCCUACCUGUAUCGCUCAACACGGGGAAGGUCUACUCAGGCUGUUCUAUUGCGAAGGAGUUGGGCUUCUACGACUCAGAGGCGAGACUGGUUAUACUAGCCUUGCUACAAGCCCUGGGUGCAGCAUGGAGUAAGCAGCGUACAGCAGUGGUGGAGGCCCUACAGGCAGUACCGUCUGAGGUCGUUCUCCAAGUGGCGCCCCAGAUAGAACGUCGUAUUGCCGAGCUCGCCAAGAAGAGCAAACAUGUCGUUCGAGUACGCUGGACUAGUGAGGCCGCUGCCCUAGCGGCCCUCUAUAGCCAAGCUUUGAGGGGAGAGGCUAGGGUAGCCUAUGUGGAGGGUAUAAUGAGGACGGUUAGGGUGGAGUUCAGAGAGAGCCUUGGCAAGGGUUUGGACGCCCUUAGGGGCCUGCAUCUCCAUCUAGCCUGCCUUGCCGCUGCCCUCCCUACCAUACGUGGCAUGCCGACUAUGGAAGGCUCCUCACUACAGUCUGUUACUUCCAUUGAGAUACUGCUGUCUGUCUGCGUCAGCGUGCUUGGUGCCAUCAGUGAGGGCGUGGACGAUGUCCUGGUGUCUUCCAACCUACUCACAGCAGCAGGACUGGACCACGCGGCUGGGCGUCCUAAGACUAAUGUGGACUGCCGUGGUCACCUGAUAGUAUCAGGAGGGGAGAGUGUGGAGUCUGACGAGAUUGCCAUGGAUACCUCAGAUGACGUGAGCAUGGAUAUCGAUGAUGAUACCUCGACGACUACUUCCGCCUGGACUACCAUCAAGGAGAGUGUAUCUGCUCUGGAGGCUAUCGUGGAGAAUCUUAGCUCGAUGGAGAGCAUUGCAACGCCUCUCACAGAGACCACUGCGUCCUUGGUAACUCUGGCGAGCUCUUCUUCGGUAGAGGUAUGGGAUAAGGUCGGGUGCAUGCUGCUGUUGUUCCUCCUAUCGACCAAGCACCCAGGGGCUAACACCCGACUCUACCGAUGCUUAGCGGAGGUCACAAGACGUCUACUACUCGCUGAAGACCCUCGACUACAGGAGUUGCCUCAUAAAUGGCUUCAAGACUUGCAUAGCCUCCUGGAAGACCAUGUGGCUGUACAGGAAGAUUCGGAGGAGCGUUCGAGGCUGCGAAUGGUCUUGCCGCCAGCCCUACGACGUUCUUUCGGUCUCGGUCUGUGCUUCGUUGGGAUCCUCGAGGGCUCAGCAAGCCACUUGAGACUGAGUGGAGGAGGAUACACCUCCUGCCAGCUGCUCUUGGACACCAUAGCCCGCCUCCAAGGAGUAUUCGAGGGCCCCUCGACUGACGAUGUAACAUCCUGCGUACAUGCCCUCAAUGUCCUGCGUGCUAUAGUCAGAGAUGCCCACUUGGCAGGAUACAUCCCUGAGAGUGUCAUGAACUCAAUAUUGCUGCUGGCGGUGAAGACCCUGUCUCAACGAGGGGAGGAGACCUGGCCCAUACGCAGUGCUGGGACUUUGCUCUUCGUCCAUGCCUCGAGAAGGGUCCUUGGUAAUGACUCAGAGCAUACUGUUGCGAGUGGCCAUAAGCAGACAGGACGGUCUACUACCUUCAUGGAACUAUGUCGCAGACAGCCCCAACUGGUCGAUGCUAUCACUGAUCUACUUAAAGGGGAUACAGGCGAUGGUUCUACUGUUAUGCCAGCUCUGCUCUUUGUAUGCAAGUUGAAGUUGGGUAAUGAGGAAGCCUUUGCUGAAGAACAGCAUAAGAAGUUACUGGGGACUGUAUGGGAACUGGCGAGAUCUCCUAUCUGCCAUGUGCGCAAGCUUGCCAGUGUUGCUUUAGUGAACUUGAAUGCUAUUGGAGGGAUUAUGGAUGCCCUUCGACUGGAACCUCACUCGGCUAAUGAGAUGCAUGCAAAGCUCGAGAUGAUAAGGUUCCUGGUCAACACUGGUCAGGCCAGCGACCUCCGUGUCGAGCACCUGCAAGUCCUCCUGGCCGAGACUUCUGCAUGCCCUCCCUUGAAUACUAUAGUCCUGGACAUUGCCCGGCUUUGCAAUUUCAAGUUCGCUGUGGGCAAGUGUGAUGCUGGUGACGGCUUCCUGGGCAUACAGCGUGCACGGGUUGCUGCUGCAGUGUCCACUGAUACUGUUGAGAGUUCCCACCAUCCUCAAGUCCUCCAAGCACUCAUAGAAAACAAUCACGCAUCAGAGGGCCUCAUAGCGGAGGCCUUAUCUAAGGACAUCUCUAAUGAGCCGGAGUACCGAGGGGCUGUGUUGGUCGCCCUCACAGCGGCCAAGGCCGAGCUGCUCACAGGGGACGUGGUGGAGCGUCUUCAUGACUUGUUUUAUCCCAAUGACGUAGAUGGCGUAUUAGCCCUCGCCCGAAGCCGAGCUCAGUCACCUCAUCGAGAGGCUUGGCUGGAACUAUGCUCUCGUUCCUCACAGCCAGCAGAGGUUCGAGUAGCAGUCAGCCCUCUAGUGCCUGAUACCAUCGCAGUAACGAUGGUGCAGGAUGAGUGCGAGGAAGUUCGGUGUAUUGUAUGCAAGAAUCUAGGAGGCCUCGCGCCCCUCCCAACUCUGUAUCAGAGGUAUACUGCUAAGCCAUUGAGAGUGCCAACAGUAGCUGAGGUAACUGCUCUAGUGUCGGACCGAGCAGCACCUCGAUCGUUCGAUAAAGAAGAGCCCAACACCUACCAAGAGGAGCUACUCUCCACACAGUUGGUCCUCAAGAGCAACGCGAUGGCUUCUCAGCCGCUUGAGGACAUCCAAGCAGCCCUCAGCGCCCUCGUAGACGGCCUCGAGGACUUUGGUUGGAGCUUGACUUGCGAUGAGUUCGUGUUUGAAUCAGCAUUCGCCCUGCUAGGGGCAGCUAAGGGAGCCUUCCCCGAACUAAAGCUGGAUCUACCCUCGGGUCUCAAUGCCUGUUCCUAUGUCCCUCUACCGCUGUAUACUGUCCAACUAGUUGCAGGCAGUCGAGAGCCAAUCGCUCGAAAGGAUGCGGCAGAGCCCUUGAGCCGUAUCAAGCCACCUCCUGCUCUUGGUCGUGGAGGAGGACCAACCACAAUAUCAACUGCCAAGGUCCCUGCUCGGCGUAGUACUAGUACUGUGUCGACUCCACAGGCUUUAGCGUUGGAUACAGCCAUACAUGAGGCUGUCAAGAUGAAGACCGAUAUGGUCGAAGUAAACUGCCAAGCGAUGAUUCGAGCAGUUUGUAAAUACGCUUACGGUGUUAAGGACGGAGCUGAAGUGAAGGCCGAGACCUUGGCAGAAGCCCUACGGUCUAUAGAGACGUAUCGGCUUAAGGAUGUUGAUGUGCCUAGGGCUCAUCAUACAGUCACUGUCCCGCAGACGUUGGAGUACAUUAAUAAGGAGGCUACGAGAGAGGAGAAAGAGGCAGAGGAACGGUUGAAUGGGCUGUUGGGUGAUGGCAAAUUGGAUGCUCGAUUGAAAGAGGCUAGGGCUUCUCGCAAACGGAAACUGGACCAGGAUGCUACAGCUGCUAUCAUCAACAAGAAAAGGGAUCGGACUGAUCUUGAGACGUCUAUAGCUACCGCUGAGGCUAACUUGGAGGCUAUGAGGAAGCGGAGGGCGGCAUUGGACUCUGUAUUAGAAUGGCGGAAACAGAGGGUUGCUACGAUACUAGAGGCAGCUAAGGAACUCAAACAUGGUCCAUUAAAGGAGAAGGAGAUGGACCAUACAAAGGCCUCGAGUCUUGAAGGAGGUGACAUUACUAUGAAGAAUGCUCCCGAUCAGCCCUGA